This is a messenger RNA of Helianthus annuus (common sunflower), 396 nucleotides long. RefSeq lists its product as uncharacterized. The transcript has a single exon. The record is from RefSeq and is a predicted model, not a curated record. The coding region runs from base 1 to 396 and encodes 131 amino acids. Lineage: Eukaryota; Viridiplantae; Streptophyta; Magnoliopsida; Asterales; Asteraceae.
AUGGAGCGGAUCCCGACUAGAUUGGCGCUAAGUAGAAGAAACAUUUACGUUCCGGAUUUGAGGUGUGUGUUAUGCAAUGCGGAGUCUGCUGAACAUUUGUUCACGGGCUGCGGGUUCUCUUUUGGAGUUUGGUCAUACAUAGGUCAGUGGUGCAAGAUUGAUCCGGUCUUCGCUUUUCAUGUCACCGAUUUGCUGCAGAUAAGGAGUAAUUUGUUUUGCGGGACCGCGGGCAAGAAGAUUAUAUCCGGAAUUGUGAUGGUUACAAUGUGGAUGAUUUGGAAGAUGCGAAAUGAGAAAUUGUUCGGAGGUAAAGAGCCGAAGGUCUUGGACGUGGCGGCUAAUAUUAAAUCUAUUUCUUUUUUGUGGCUUAAAGUAGAUCUCGGUUUAAAGAUAUAG